Messenger RNA from Paraglomus brasilianum, 303 nucleotides. Lineage: Eukaryota; Fungi; Glomeromycota; Glomeromycetes; Paraglomerales; Paraglomeraceae. The record is from the annotation of a GenBank genome assembly.
AUGACUAGCCACGUUCCCCUUUGUAUAAAAAUUCUCUCUCAGAAGCCACUUACUCAAUCUGAAGUUUCUUCUCAAAUAAAGAAAUUUUACUUUUCAACUCGUGAUGAAGAUAUUUUUACGGAUGAAACCCUGAAUCGCUUGGAAAAGUUAACCAGUGUUCUGACCAAAGAGCAAAUCGAACCUAGCUUGAAAAAGAAAAAGCGGGAAGAGGAAAAGCGCAACCAGGACUUGUUGAAGGAAAUGAGGGGCGAGAAGAGGGAGAAAUUGGACCGCUGGCAUAUGAAGUUACAGAGAAACAUGUAA